AUGUUGCAGCAGGCUGUUUCGUAUGUUAUUUCUAGCUUGGCAAAAAUAGGAGACAUUAAUGCGUGCAAUGUUGAAUCGUCUCUCAGGGAGCGGACGUUGCGCAUCCGGGACAUGUCACUUCGACAAGAUACUUUGAACACUUUUCUUCCCUUCCCUAUACAAUGCGGAAAGGUUGGCGAUCUGCGCGUAAAAAUUCCAUGGCCAGCCUCUAAUGAGCCGCUGCUUUUGUGUUGUGAGGGAAUGGCCUUUACAUUGAAUGGCGAGACUUCUCAAUCUUGCACAAAAGAGAUGACGAGGGAGGAGAUACGGGUUGGUAUUACAGAAGAAAGUAUUCUCGGAACCGUAGUGAGGCCUUCUGUGCCUGUCAAUUCUCAUGAAGAGCAGAGAAGUGCUGCACCGUUGGCGUCUGAGGAAAACGCUGAGGAGCGUGAAACAUCAUGGUCGGCGGCAUUGGAGGAUGAUGAUUACAUGUCGUGUCAGAGUGUCAGUAACACUUCAUUUGCGUCUUGCGAUUCUCAAGAGGAUUUGGCAUCCCUUCCACAGAAUGGAAAAGGUUUUUUUUCGUUUCUUGUCAAUGCCGCCAGUCGUUCUGUGUCGUGGGUCAUGAAUCGACCCAUUCACGUGCAGUUGAAGAACCCCUGUGUUGUGUGGCCGUGCGAUUCACACUCUGACGUGGGCUUUGAGAUUACAGUGAGCGAGAUCAUGGUGAAAAUUGAGCCUACAUUAGAGGCCGGUGCUGAGCUUAUGAAGGUUAUCGUUAUCACCUUCAGUGGGGUUGCCGUGUGUGCAAAUGCUGCUAAGGAGCAAACGCAAAAGAUUGUGGAAAUUGAUCAUCUCAGUAUACGCAUUACCUCCGUGUACAGUUCUGCGGGUAUUCUCUGUCGCAAGAACGUUGCUAUUGUUUUUGACGGCGUAUCCUCGUUGUUUUUUGAUGAGGAUGCAUUGCGGUCUCUCACAAGGUGCGCCGUGAGCCAUGGGAUCAUGAAAGAGGUUCCCGAGUAUUGCCGUCCGUUUUAUAAGCUGCGUUCAUUGAGUUCACGUUGGUCCUACGCCAAAAGUUGUGUCUUCGCUUUUAUACGGGACAGGAGGAGGCGUUACAACUUUAAUUCGUCGCACCUUCACUUCUACGCCGAAGCCCGCACGUCUUAUCUUGCGCUCUUGGAUUACUGCCAUCGCACACGGGACAUUGCGGAAAAGAGGGAGCAAAUGGCCGAUAUUGAGGGUGAUAUUCGCCAUCGUGAUGUGGUGUUAUUUUUGAGGCGCAAGGUUCAAGAGAGAUACUCCACGACGGUACUUGCUGGCAGCACAGGGGCGGGUGUGACACCGCCGCCGACGCAGCCUUCAGAUGCUCGUGAAUUUGUUAUUGUCUCGUCUCUUCACGUGGACGCAAAAAUUACGUGCGUGCGGUUGCCUGCUGAAACAACGGUGUGGCUGCGUGAUGUCGCGUUUGUGAAGCGCCACGGGGAGUUCAAUUUUUCGGUUGGGAAUGUCACGUUGGUUGCGGGGGGAAAGUCUCAGCUGCUACGGGCGCUGGAUUCCGGGGAACCUUUUUUUUCCUUUCAGCAAACCGAAAGCAAUGACAUGACUUUUGUUAGGACGACGUUAGAAGCGUUGCGUUUUAUCACCACAUCUAAUUGGAUGCUGCAAUUGGUUCAACCCAUCAUGGUCGCUAUGCCACACGUUCUGCGGGCGAUUCCAGAAACAAAUUGCAAUGAACCGGAGACAAACUUGAGUAAUCGAUGUGAAAAAACCACAAGUUUUGUUUUCCCAUUGAUAGAUUUUCAUGUGGAUGAUUUGCGGUUGCAGUUGAAGCAACUAUCCCUGACGCAUAUAGAGCGAACAUCCGGUGACUCACGUGUGGGUCUUUUGAUGAAGGAAUUGUCUGUGCGUUUUGGCGAGGAAACGGACGUGCUAUCACCCAUGAAGGUGGAAAUGACUGAAGAGGAGGAUAUCUUGGUGUCUGCGGUGACGUUAAAUGUACCGAAUACGCUAUGGGAGUAUUUGUACCACGU
Molecule: messenger RNA, 2012 nt
Organism: Trypanosoma cruzi
Lineage: Eukaryota; Euglenozoa; Kinetoplastea; Trypanosomatida; Trypanosomatidae
Exons: 1
Source: RefSeq, a predicted model, not a curated record